UGGAGCAUUAUAUGGCAUUGUCAGAAAAACUCCAGGAAGAAGUGGCCAGUCUCACAGAAUGGCUGGCCACCACCGACGCUGAACUAACACACAGAUGCAAUGUGAAUUUCAUGCCCAGCAAUCUAGAUUCAGAACUGGCAUGGGCUAAGGUCAUACAAAGGGAGACAGAAAACCGGCAGAAGCAGCUUCUUGGUGCGCUGGUCAUCGCUGCCGACCUGAAGGUCCUGCUUUAUGGAAAAAACUGUGCUGUGGAAGACAGGGUCUUUUUGCUGACAUGCAACUGGAAAACUGUGAUGUCCCACUUCAGGGAAUGGCUCCGCUUGCUGCUGUGCUCCCAGGACAAGACAUCUUUGAGGAAAACGACAUUAGCAAUCUCUCCCCAGUGGUACCAGUACCACAGGCAGAAUGGUGACCUUCUGCAGUGGGUGGAUAACAUUGAACGGAGUUAUAUGGAACUGCUGGCCUCCCAGCGGAGUAGAAGGAAUCCAUGAUGGACGUGAACCUCAUGCCACUGAGGGGCCUGUACUCCCCAGGCCUGAAGCACAUCACCC
Messenger RNA from Paramormyrops kingsleyae, 551 nucleotides. The record is from RefSeq and is a predicted model, not a curated record. Lineage: Eukaryota; Metazoa; Chordata; Actinopteri; Osteoglossiformes; Mormyridae.